Messenger RNA from Calypte anna (Anna's hummingbird), 1761 nucleotides. It is a transcript of the gene FADS6, whose product is annotated as fatty acid desaturase 6. Bases 106 to 1275 code for a protein of 389 amino acids. Gene Ontology annotation, cellular component: membrane. The record is from RefSeq and is a predicted model, not a curated record. Gene Ontology annotation, biological process: lipid metabolic process. The transcript is spliced from 7 exons. Lineage: Eukaryota; Metazoa; Chordata; Aves; Apodiformes; Trochilidae. Gene Ontology annotation, molecular function: oxidoreductase activity, acting on paired donors, with oxidation of a pair of donors resulting in the reduction of molecular oxygen to two molecules of water.
GGCUGGAGUAGCCCAGUGAUGGCUACAGCAAACCUGCCUUGCCUGGGGAUUUGCAAAAGAAAAAGAAAUACAGCCCCACAGCAAGAAGUGAUGGAUUUUUAGGAAAUGUCGCUGGAGGAUGGGGACCCGGCGAGGCAGAGGGGACAGCGGGUCACCGGCCAGGUCAGCGGUACCCCCCACCCCGGGGGUCCCCACGGCACCGGGACGGAGGUGCCGGCAGAGGGAUGGAAACCGGGACCAGCGCUGGGUGACGGGAAGGUGACAGCCAAGGGGACAGGGCAGCGGGAGGAAGCGCUGAUGGCCGAACUCUCGGAGCUGGUGCAGAAGGUGGUGCAGAGCAGCAGCUGGUGGGACCGGCGCGGUGUGGACAUCAGCAUCCUCACCUGCAGCCUCCUCCUGCUCCCGGCAGGGUUCCUGUGCCUGCGGUCAGCCCAGGCCAUCCCUUUCCUGGUGGGUGUCCUCAUCCUUGGCGUGGUUCAUCACACUUUGACUGUGAAGGGCAGCCACCUAGCCAGCCACAAUGCCUUGACAGAGUCCAAGUCCUGGGGCAAAGUUUGGGCCAUCUUCUUCAUCGAGCUCUGCUCAGCUUUCACAGCUGAACAAGCCACCUACAACCACGUGAAGAUGCACCAUGGCUACACCAAUGUCAUUGGCCUGGGGGACUCCAGCACCUGGAAGUUGCCUUUCCUGAACCGCUACGUCUACCUCUUCAUUGCACCUCUUGCAGUGCCCAUCAUAACCCCUCUGGUUGCUCUUGAUUUGUUGAGGAACGUGGAGUGGAAAGCAGCUCUCCGGACCCUCUGCUGCAUGGUUCUGGGUCUCUACUGCCAUUACUGGCUGCUGCUCCAUGUCUCAGGCUUCCAGUCACCAUGGUCCAUCCUGCUCUGCAUGCUGCUCACCCGCUCCCUCCUGGCCCAUCCCUACAUCCAUGUCAACAUAUUCCAGCACAUUGGCCUGCCCAUGUUCGCUCCCGAUCGGAAACCCACACGGAUUCACCUGAUGAGCCUGGGGGUCCUCAACCUCCCCCGCAACCCCCUGCUCGACUGGUCCUUUGGCCACUCACUCAUCAGCUGCCACGUGGAGCAUCACCUCUUCCCCAGCCUCUCCGACAACAUGUGCCUGAAGAUCAAACCCGUUGUGUCCCAGUACCUGAAGCAGAAGAAGCUGCCAUACAAUGAGGACACCUACACCUCCAGGCUCCAGCUCUUCCUCCAGAGAUACGAGGAGCUGAUGGUCCAUGCUCCCCCCAUAACAGAGCUGGUGGGCAUCCAGUGAGGACAAAACCCCCAGGCUCAGGGGGCUGCUCCCCAUGGGGACUUGUGGCAGGGAUGGUUGGAGCAGGAUGGGGACUCUGCAGACUCGUGCCUGGGAUCAUCUCUCUCCAGCACCUUCCUUUUGGCUUGAUAAUUAUGCACAGAACCACCACGGAGGAGAUCCGGGCAGCACAAUGCCAUGGAUGGAAAAGGGGGAUCCCCAACCCCCAUAUUCCCAGCCAUGUCUUGGUUUUAUCCACUCUGCUUCCACGCUUGGGGAGGGGAAACCCCAGUCUGCUGUGGGACCUCCCUGCAGCAGGGCUGGGGGGAUGCAGCUCUGUGUCCAGAGCAUCCAGAGCCAGUUCCUGGCUGAAAGCUACUGGGAUCUGCAGGAUGAGGCUGCAAAUAUUGGCUCAGGGAAGGGACGUGGCUGUGUCACUGCUGCCUGUGCUUUGCCUGGCUUGGGGGUAGAUCAAUCCCUUCUAGGAACAAUGAUUUGGUAAUUUCA